CGCGGCCCUGGGCGACUGCGGCGGCGGCGCGGCGGGCAGAUGAAGCUGAGCUGGCUGUUCCAGAAUGCACCAAAGCCCAGAGAAGGGGAAGUAGCUACCCCGCUGGUUCUCUGCUAUGGCCUGUGAACCUCGGAUAGGCCCUGGCGGGGCGGCCGGCCCCUUGCCCACCUCCUCCCCCCGCUGGAGUGCCCUGCCUGUGGGGAGCCCUCCUGGCUGGGGGCAAGAGCUGCGCAAUGGCCAGGUCCUCACAGUUCUCCGCAUCGACAACACCUGCGCACCCAUCGCCUUCGAUCUGGGAGCCGCGGAAGAGCAGCUGCAGACCUGGGGCAUUCAGGUCCCGGCUGAGCAGUACAGGAACUUGGCCGAGAGCGCCCUCUUGGAGCCCCAAGUGAGGAGAUACAUCAUCUACAACUCCAGGCCUGUGCGGCUGGCCUUCGCUGUGGUGUUCUAUGUGGUGGUGUGGGCCAACAUCUACUCCACCAGCCAGAUGUUUACCCUGGGGAACCACUGGGUGGGCGUGCUGCUCGUGACCCUGGCGGCGGCCAGCCUGACCCUGACUCUCAUGCUCAUCUUCGAGAGACACCAGAGGAAGGCCAACACCAACACGGACCUACGGCUGGCAGCUGCCAACAGAGCCCUCCUGCGACACCGGGUGCUGCUCGGGGUGACGGACACGGUGGAAGGCUGCCAGAGUGUGAUUCAGCUCUGGUUUGUCUACUUUGACCUGGAGAACUGUGCGCAGUUUUUGUCUGAACACGUUCGAGAAAUGAAGACUAGCCAGGAGUCCGUGCUGAGAAGCAGGCUGAGCCAGCUCUGUGUUGCCAUGGAGACCGGGGUGAGCCCCACGACGACGGCGGAGGGGCCUGAGAACCUGCUGGAGGAAGCUCCUCUCCUGCCCAGCAGCCCGCAUCCUGCAGAGAGGCCUCUCAUGCAGACCGAGUUUCACCAGCUUGUUCCUGAGGCUGAGCCGGAGGAAAUGGCCCAGCAGCUGCUGGCAGUGUUCGGCGGCUACUACAUCCGGCUCCUGGUGACCUCCCAGCUCCCCCAGGCAGUGGGGACACGGCACACAGACUCUCCGAAGGUUCCAUGUCCCUGCCAACUCAUAGAAGUCCACAUCCUGGGCACAGGAUGCUGCCCGUUCCUGGCCAGGUGACCCAGGGAUGAAGGCACUCACCCUCCUCCAAGACGGAAGGUGGGAAGUCAGGGGGCCUCAGGAGCUCGAGGCAGCCAGUGGCGAGCCGUGGGAGAGAAGCAUCUGGGGGCACU
Molossus molossus (Pallas's mastiff bat) is the source of this 1266-nucleotide messenger RNA. RefSeq names its product transmembrane protein 268 (gene TMEM268). Lineage: Eukaryota; Metazoa; Chordata; Mammalia; Chiroptera; Molossidae. The record is from RefSeq and is a predicted model, not a curated record. Bases 116 to 1153 code for a protein of 345 amino acids. The transcript has 9 exons.